This is a messenger RNA of Adelges cooleyi (spruce gall adelgid), 2344 nucleotides long. Its product is annotated as cytochrome P450 4C1-like. The record is from RefSeq and is a predicted model, not a curated record. NCBI's taxonomy places the organism in Eukaryota, Metazoa, Arthropoda, Insecta, Hemiptera, Adelgidae. The transcript is spliced from 13 exons. Gene Ontology annotation, molecular function: monooxygenase activity; iron ion binding; heme binding. The coding region runs from base 171 to 1751 and encodes 526 amino acids.
GCGGACACGUAUUGCUGCAGUGAGAAUAAUUCCGCUUUCUUAAUUAUUGCCGAAAAAUGCUUACAUCUGUAUUAUAAUAUUUUAAGAUUUAUUUCGGUAUAUCUUGUUUCUCCCGGUUAGAAGAGUUGUGCCGGUUUUAUUUCUAAUCAUUUUCACAAUUAUCUGAAAAAAUGCAGUUACUUAUGGCAAUUUUUAUGACAGAAUUGAAGAACAGCGUUAUAUAUGCUUUGCCCGUUAUUCUAUCUUUGAUACUAACAUUUAAAUCCAGCAGAAUCAUACUAGACUGGUACCGCAUGUAUUCGAUGGCAAGGCUACUUCCUGGACCAAAAACUCACUGGUUCUUUGGAAAUCAUAAAGCGUUCAUGUCUAAGCAAAAUUUUUUUAAUUACGCCAUGGAAUGGAGAGAAUCGUCCCCAUUAUUCAAUAGAGUAUUUUUGAUGUUCCAACCGAUAAUCAUUAUUCAAUCGCCCGAGGCAGUUCAAGCAAUUAUAAGCAGAAAAAACAAACACAACGAAAAAGGAUACAUUUACAAUAGUCUCAGGCCGUUGUUGGGCGAAGGUCUUAUCACCAACAAAGACGCCAAAUGGCACAUGCAUAGAAAACUGAUCACGCCAACGUUCCAUUUCGCUAUCCUCAAGAGUUUUGUUGAAGUGUUCACGAACAGAACUCGUCAGUUUAUUGAGGACCUCAAACAUCUCGUUAAAGAUCAAGACCCAACAAACGAUUUCUUCGACAUAAGCCCACACACCCGAGCUCUCACUAUGGACUUCAUAUGCGAAACAGCCAUGGGCAUACCGUUAGACGACGAUACGGAAAACGAUAGGUGGAAAAUCGUCAACGCCAUUCACAGACUAGAAGAUAUCGCUACGUACAGAACGAUCAGGCCGCUGCUUUGGCCAAACUGGAUAUUUAAAUACACACAAAAAGGAAAAGAAGAAAUCAUAUACAAAACCGUAUUGCAUGCGUUUACAAAUGACUUGAUAAAACAACGAAGAAGAAUUUUAAAAGAUCAGCUCAACGAAGAGUGUUACGGAGAGUUAGAAACUAAAGGCAAUAAAAAAGCCAUAUUCAUGGACUUGCUCAUAGAAACAUCAAAAAACGGAGAGUGUUUAUCAGACGAUGAUAUCCGAGAUGAAGUCAACACGUUCGUCUUUGCAGGUCAAAAUACCACACAAUUAGCCAUCAAUUACUGUCUAUACCUAUUGGGACACAAUCAAGCAGUACAGAACAAAGUGUACGAAGAACUUCUAAAUAUAUUCGGUGACUCGGACCGGGAUCCGACGAUGGAAGAUUUAAAAGACAUGCGAUACUUAGAAAACUGCAUUAAAGAAGCGCUCCGUCUUUAUCCGAGCGUGCCACUUAUAUCGAGAAAGCUAACAGAAGACGAGCACUUUGGAACAUACGUGUUACCCAAAGGAAUUGACACGUUUAUACUACCGUACAUUUUACACAGAGAUCCCAAACAGUUUCCAAACCCCGAAUCAUUUAACCCGGACAAUUUUUUACCAGAAAACUCCAAGCACAGACACCCGUACGCAUACAUACCGUUCAGCGCCGGUCCCCGAAAUUGUAUUGGUAAAAAAUUCGCCGUGCUAGCCGAGAAGACGGUCAUUUCGGCCGUGGUCAGGAAUUUUGUGGUCGUGUCCAAAGAUCCCAGGGAAAGUAUGGUGGUGGUGCCCAACACGGUGCUGGUCCCCAAAAACGGCAUCAGACUCAGUCUGAAACCGAGAAAUCGAAAAUCCUACAUUUGACACUAACGUUAUCAAGUUGUCACGGACACAAUAUUUGUAUAUUUAGUUACUUAAAGAGAUGAACCAUCAUUCAGUACAAUAUCAUUAUGCCGUGUGUCUACUGUAUCGUAAGAAACCUUGAAGUAACGGUGUGGUAACUACCGAUUAUUGUACUUCUUUCUUUAUAAUUAACACUGCAGUUGGAAAUCUAAGAGUGUAACAAAACAUAUCUAAACAAAUUAGAAAAUUUUUGUUUUCCCAGCAAAUAUCAUUAUCAUGUCUACGUCUCACGACUCUCCGGGAAGUCAAUAGAGCUACACGUCCAUACGUUUCUGACUAACCCAACUUGAAUCCAAUAUUCGAUUUUAACAAAUAUACUAUUAAUAAUAUAAUAAUAUAAUAAACAAUUAUAUUAAUAAUAAUAAUAUGUAAAAUAUUGUCUUGUUUAUGGAAAAUUAACAUUUUAUUUAAAUAUAAUACACUCUCCAAGUAUUCCGAAGAGUCAAGAGUGCUAUUUUAUUAAUUCUAGUUGUUAUAUAUCUUACCGCUGUGCUGUAAAUAUAUUAUAAAGGCAAAUUUUAUAUUUAUUUUCAUGAAAUUUCGUCGUUUAAUAA